This is a messenger RNA of Psylliodes chrysocephalus, 2506 nucleotides long. The record is from the annotation of a GenBank genome assembly. NCBI's taxonomy places the organism in Eukaryota, Metazoa, Arthropoda, Insecta, Coleoptera, Chrysomelidae.
AUUUGACAUUUUAGUGUAUUAUCAAACAGUAAAAUUAAAGUGACAUUCAUAUUGAUAGUUAUUUUUAAAUAUAAUUUAAUAAAGUUUUCCAAUAAAUUGACCGUUUGUUUUAUAGUUAAUUCGUAUUUUCUGUUGUGCUAAGUAAAAAAAUAUACUCAUAUUUAGACCGUAAAUAGUGUUUUAAAAUGGGGGCUGCCCUGGGUAUUUGUUCAGCUGCGCAGCUGGCAUGCUGUUGUACGAGUACAGCUUGCUCGCUCUGCUGUUCUGCAUGUCCAUCAUGCAGAAAUUCAACAUCUUCCAGGAUCAUGUACGCCUUAAUGUUGCUGGUUACAACAGUGGUAGCUUGUAUCACUCUUUCUCCUGGAUUAGAAAGCGCCCUAAAGAAGGUACCAUUUUGCAACAAUUCCUCUCGUUUGGUACCGGAUUCAAUAGUGAUCAAUUGUGAGCAUGCUGUGGGUUAUCUGGCAGUUUAUAGAAUUUGUUUCAUAUUGACCUGUUUCUUUUCAUUGAUGGCUCUGAUGAUGAUUGGUGUUAAGACUUCCAAAGAUCCGAGAGCUGGAAUACAAAAUGGCUUCUGGGGAAUAAAGUACCUCCUAGUUAUAGGAGGUAUAAUCGGAGCGUUUUUCAUACCACAAGGUUCGUUUGGCUUAACUUGGAUGUAUUUCGGAAUGAUUGGUGGGUUCCUGUUCAUUCUGAUCCAGCUGAUAUUGAUAAUCGAUUUCGCUCACUCCUGGGCCGAAGCCUGGGUGGGUAAUUACGAAGAGACCGAAUCUAGGGGAUGGUAUUUUGCACUUAUCGGCAUGACUUUGCUGAAUUACGCUUUGAGCAUUACUUGGAUCGUGUUGCUGUACGUGUUCUACACCAAAUCGAGCGGCUGUGAUCUAAACAAAUUCUUUAUCUCGAUCAACUUGAUAUUCUGCGUAAUAGUGAGCGUACUAUCCAUACUGCCCUCCGUUCAAGACAAGUUGCCAAGAUCGGGCCUAUUGCAAUCGUCCGUAGUCACUUUGUAUGUGACUUAUCUCACUUGGUCGGCUGUAUCGAAUUCUGCACGAGAAUGCAAUCCAGGCCUGUGGGGUAUUUUCGGCGUCAAGGCCAGCGACAAUCCGAAAAGCAAUAGCGAUUUCGAUAUUAUAGGUUUGAUCAUAUGGUUGUGCUGCGUUUUGUAUUCAUCUCUGAGAUCUGCCAGCAAAUCUUCUAAAAUCACUAUGUCCGAAAAUAUGCUGGCCAAGGAUACAGGAGCAGUAUCUAGACACAGAAGUAGGAGGAGUUUGUAUAAUGGACCGAAAAUGAAUCCUGAGACAUCCAGAAAGAGGUCGACAGGAGAAGAAUACCGCUCACCAAGCAGAUUUUUGUCUAGUAACGAUGGCGGUGAAGGCGGCGGCGACGGCGGUAAAAGAGUGUGGGACAACGAAGAGGAGACGGUCGCUUACAGCUGGAGUUUCUUCCACGUCAUGUUCGCCUUGGCGACGCUGUACGUGAUGAUGACGAUCACCAACUGGUACAAACCGAAUUCCGACAUUGGAAAUCUCCAUUAUAACGCCGCUUCGAUGUGGGUGAAGACGAUUUCAAGUUGGCUGGCCGUGGUUUUGUACGCGUGGACCUUGACGGCUCCCGUCGUUUUGAGAGACCGCGAAUUUAAUUAAACCAUAAGAACUUAUACUUAUAAGGCAUCUUGCUACUUGUAGAUCAAAAAAGAAGAAAUAAAAAGUAUUCUUAUGAUGCCGUUGCGAUAUAUAUUCUGCCUUUGAAUUUUAAUAUUUUUAAAAAUUUUGUUUUUCGCUGGUUUAAAUUUCUACAUGGUCCUUCGAGCCAGAUUUGAGCCAUUGAAAAGUUAAAUAUCUACAUGUACAUAACCAGUUAAAAAAUGGUGUUGCCAUUGUUUUAAUAAUUGUAUUUCAUUUGUUUUUUAAACGUCUAGUACGUUCCUUAGAAUGUUCGAUGCGUUUCCUGCUGAUUUAGGUUAGAGUAGAGUACUUCUAUAUAUAAAUAUAUCUUUUUUAAUGUUGUCGUUUUGUAUCGUGUGAUAUUUUCGUGCUUUCGGCCCACAUUUGUGCGAUAGUAAGUGAUUGAGAUGUUCUUAAAUUUGUAUUUAGGUUUCAAUUUUUUUUUAAUAGUAAAAUUUAUUUUUUUCUAUGUUUGAUGGAUGAAUUUUUUAAUUUUGACAAUCGACGUUUGACUUUUCUUGUCUUUCUGACGAUCUGUCAGCUGUCACCGAAAAUAAUGUUUGUUUUCGCCAAUAAAACGCUCCUGUUGCAUUCUUUUGAAUCAUCUGUCAACAAAAACCAUUCAGAUUUCGUUUGACUUGUAUUGUUUUAAUUUUUAGAUAAGUUUUAGUUCAUAUAUUCCAAUAAAAUUAUUAUGUUUCAUUUUUGACAAGUGACAUUUGAAGUUAGCGUCAUCUUUUAAUCGAUCUCUUAACUAUAAACAAAAAUAUCGGUUUUGAUCCAAAUUUGAUAUUAGUUAUAUUAUAAAUGUAUUGUUUAUUUUCUCAAUCACUAUAAUACAA